AUGGAAGCGUCUGACCGCCUGAAGCAGGAAGGCAACGUGUAUUUCCAAGAAAAGAAGUUUCAGCACGCGGUAGACUCGUACUCGCUGGCCAUCGAGGCGCACAAGACGCCGACGCUUCUGUGCAACCGCGCAUUUGCCUACUUGAAACUCGAACUUCCAGGGGCGGCGCUUGCGGACGCACAGGAGGCAAUCGAGAUCGACCCUGGUUUUGUCAAGGCGCACUACCGCAAGGCGUCUGCCCACCUGCUGCUCGGAAAGUUCAAGGAUGCGCAGAGAGAAUUCGCUGCCGUUCUCAAGCUUGUGCCGAGCGAGAAGGAUGCGCAACGGAAGUAUGACCUCUGUGAAAAGGAGCUCAAGCGCAUUCGCUUCGAGAACGCUAUCAAGUCCAAGGACGGCGAGGCGGUAUCUAAGACAAUCAAGCUCGGUGUCAUCGCCGCAUCGUACAGUGGCCCGCGCAUCGAGAACGACACCAUCACGGCGCAGUUCGUCGAGGCGAUGCAGGAGCACUUCCGCGUUGAGAGAAAGAUCGAUCGCCAUGACGUCGUCUUUAUACUGCUGGAGGUGUUGAAGCUGUUUAAGUCGUACCCUAAUUUUGUGAAUGUCACGGUGCCAGACGGCGAGGACAUCACCGUCUGCGGUGACACGCAUGGCCAGUUCUACGACCUGCUCAACAUCUUCAAACUGAAUGGCAAUCCGUCGCCAACAAACCGCUACCUCUUUAACGGCGACUUUGUUGAUCGCGGAUCGUACUCGGUUGAGAAUGUGCUCACCUUAUUUGCGUACAAGCUGCUGUACCCAGAGCACGUCUUCCUCUCCCGCGGCAACCACGAGGGACUGUCGAUGAACCGCGUGUACGGCUUUGAGGGAGAGGUGCGGGCCAAGUACUCGUCCGAGGUGUUUGAUUUGUUCUCAGAGGUCUUCAACGCCCUCCCGACGGGGCACAUCAUCAAUCAUCAGGUGUUCGUUGUCCACGGUGGUCUCUACUCACGCGACGACGUCACCAUCUCUGACCUGCAGAAGCCGAAUCGGUUCCGCGAAAUCCCCGAGAGCGGCCUCCUUUGUGAGAGUCUUUGGGCGGACCCGCAGCCGAUGUUGGGUCGAACACCGAGCAAGCGAGGCGUUGACUGUCCUUCUUUCGGCCCCGAUGUCACCGAGACCUUCCUGAAGAACAACAAUCUGACGCUCGUCGUUCGCUCGCACGAGGUGAAAGAGGAGGGCUACGAGGUAAGCCACAACGGGAAGUGCAUUACUGUAUUCAGUGCGCCAAACUACUGCGAUCAGAUGGGCAACAAGGGCGCCUUCAUUCGCUUCACGGGCGGCUCCAUGCAGCCUCAGUACACCACGUUUACUCACGUGGCCCACCCUGGCAAGCGACCAAUGCAGUACGCCUGCGGUGCGGGCCUAUUUUGA
Messenger RNA from Leishmania braziliensis MHOM/BR/75/M2904, 1410 nucleotides. RefSeq names its product putative serine/threonine protein phosphatase type 5. Gene Ontology annotation, molecular function: protein serine/threonine phosphatase activity; protein binding. Gene Ontology annotation, cellular component: nucleus; cytosol. Bases 1 to 1410 code for a protein of 469 amino acids. The record is from RefSeq and is a predicted model, not a curated record. NCBI's taxonomy places the organism in Eukaryota, Euglenozoa, Kinetoplastea, Trypanosomatida, Trypanosomatidae. The transcript has a single exon.